This is a messenger RNA of Python bivittatus (Burmese python), 5890 nucleotides long. It is a transcript of the gene MAPKAPK3, whose product is annotated as MAPK activated protein kinase 3. The record is from RefSeq and is a predicted model, not a curated record. NCBI's taxonomy places the organism in Eukaryota, Metazoa, Chordata, Lepidosauria, Squamata, Pythonidae. Gene Ontology annotation, biological process: protein phosphorylation. Gene Ontology annotation, molecular function: ATP binding; protein kinase activity.
ACAAACAAACAAAAAUCAAAUUACUUAUUUAUAGCAUGAGCUUAAGAAAAAAACCUUGAAAACUCCUCUUACUUCUUCCUACCUCUAGGUGUCAUGGGAGGGGUAAUAAAUAAAAUGAAUAAUUCUAUUACUAUGGUAGUUUAUAUAUACUUUUUACUUUAGGUAUGUGGUAUGUGACCAAUUAACUUGGCAUUCCUUUUCAUAUGGUCAGAGUAGCAUUGCAUGACACAUUUUAAUGAUUAAUCUCACAGCAUCUGUUGCUUUGAAUAAAAAGCAUGUCCUUUUCUUACAUUAAAGAUAAUUUUGCAAAUAAUUCAUCAGAAUUGCUUUGGCAUUUAAAAAAAAAAGGAACUUCUGUUUGCAGGAUACUAUUUAGAAGAGGCAAUGCAAAUGUUUGCAUUUUACACAAAACAUACUUACAUUAUUGAUUUAGGUAAUUAUAACAUUUUCUGUUUACAAAUUAUUUGAGAAGACUCCUUUACUAUGGUAUGUCUCAGUCAGAUAAUUCCACUAGAUAGUUCUUGCUUUGCUGUACUGAUAAAAAAAGCUGUCCUUUCUUUUCAUACAAAGCUUACUCAUAACAGGAAUCACUGCAGUAUCAGGAUUUGACCAUUUUCCCUUCACCAUUAUAUUAUAUUCAAUAGUGCAAGGAAAUAACAUUUAUUAGUAUUUGUAAAUUCUGUUCUAUCUCAUGUAACUACGGAUGUGAAGAUUCUGGUUUGACUCCCAAGGCAUUUAAUUGAAUGCUCAAUGGGUUUUAUACUGUUCUCAUUAGCAUAGUGUCUUAAUGUCUUCCAUUAGUGCUUUAAGCAACAUUAACAUAUUAUACCCUCUUCCCUCCCCAAUGGAGUGAAAUUAGAACUACUGGUUAAGUGCCCUAAUUCUAUACCCACAAACAAAUGAAUAUGAAUUUACAUGUAGCAGGCUGGGUUUGUUCAUAAAAAAUUAGAGUAGAUUUUAGUUCUAUGCCACUUUUAGUAUCUUUCUCUCACAUAUGGACUUUGUUCAACAUUGAUGGCUGUGGUGGAAACUAUAACUUAAGUUUUCAUUAACCACUGAAACUCUAAAUAAAAGUUGGCAUUUUAUUUUGUGUACAGGUAUCUAAGAAUCGGACACGACUGAAUGGAUUAAAAAAAUCAUGUAUCUUAAGAAACAAUGGUAGUCAAUGAUUUGUUCACAAAUGAAAAACAACUCUCAGUUCUAAUAAGCUUUUUGUGAAUUUGGAAAGAAUUUGGUGCAAGGGCAAGGGCAAGAGGAAAGCUACAUAAGCAGGAAGAAUUAAACUGGGAGUGCAGUGAAGGAGUUUUGAUGGAUUAUGUAAGAGUGGCCUUUAAGACUCAUUAACAGUUCAGUCACUGUUUAAAACAGCACAGUGCAAUUAUAUCAAACUUAGCCAGCUUUUAUAUUUAUCCACGUAGCACGUCCAAAGUCCAGCAGUUACUAUUGUAGAAAUGUAUAUUUUGUAAACAACAUUCAGAGCCAAUAGAUAUUUACUGCAGAAAAGGCUGUCCAGGUAAGCUGAGGCUUAUAAUGACUCUGCUAGGGAAUCUGUAAUCAGCACUAUGGCUUAACUUUUUGGAACAAGCAAAGAGCAUCUGAGCACUGCUAGAGCGCACAUCCCUCAACAAUGGACAUAUCUGCUGAUAGAGUUACAAAAGAGAACCAAGCGAACACGAACCUCUGCGCCUGGCUUUAAAAAUUAACUGCUGAGCAAGGCACCCCUCUUUUCUUGACCCUUUACAACCAGAGGACAGGCAGACAGGGGGCGAGCGCAGCCACCACAGGCUGAACGCCUCCCUUCCCUUUCCAUGUCCCCGUGGAGAUGUUGCUCCCGUCACGUCUCGCCGGUCCAGCCUUUCUUCCACCAGUAGGUGUUGCCCUGAUACCAGGCUCAAGAUUGUCCUUGACAAACAAUCGCAUUCGGAUUUGCGGAAAUCCGAAUCUACAGAACCAUCGUGGUCAGAUUCGUUUCCCGUAAUAGCUUACAUCCGCUCUUUACCGUCGAACGGCCUCACCGGUCUAUAAACCCUCUUCUUCGUUGCUUUCGCCAGUCUCUGGGGCUGCGGCGAAGGGCUCGGCGGUUCAGAGCGCGUUCCCCGCCGCUCCCUUUGUUCUCAGCGCCAGCUUCGCUCUCCGGGAAGGAGACUAAUAAGCAUGAAAGGAACGCCAUGGCGUUUCAGAGAGACCACGAGGAGGGUGUUCUGUGAAAUCCUAGGAAAUGGAUCUAGUCUGUCUGAAAUGUUUGCUUCAUACAGCUUAAUGGAAGAGUCUUUCUGAAGGUCGUGGCAGCUGUUUUUUGAAACAUUGAACUUCUAUCUGCUAUGGAACAAAGUGAGAAUCAACAAGGAUCCUUACCAGAGAUUCAAGAUGACAGCAAAAGCAACACGAGACCUUUGCCUAGCCUGGCAGCUGCUGUCAAAGGGGAAAUAAAGAAACAUGCAGUUACAGAUGACUAUAAAAUCUCUAAACGGGUCUUGGGCCUUGGUAUUAAUGGCAAAGUAUUGGAAUGUUUUCACAAAGUGACAGGACGGAAAUGUGCUUUAAAGCUCCUGUAUGACAGCCCAAAAGCACGACAAGAGGUAGAUCAUCAUUGGCGAGCUUCAGGCUGUCCCCACAUUGUCCAUAUCUUGGAUGUUUAUGAGAAUAUACACCAUGGGAAGAGAUGCCUUCUAAUCAUCAUGGAAUGCAUGGAGGGAGGGGAACUCUUCACCCGAAUCCAGGAGCGAGGAGACCAAGCUUUCACAGAAAAAGAGGCCUCCGAAAUAAUGAGAGAUAUUGGAACAGCCAUCCAACAUCUUCAUGGGAUGAACAUAGCUCAUAGAGAUGUCAAGCCAGAAAACCUGCUUUAUACAUCCAAAGACAAAGACUCAGUGCUUAAGCUCACAGAUUUUGGGUUUGCUAAAGAGACAACUGUACAGAAUGCAUUGCAGACUCCUUGUUAUACUCCUUAUUAUGUAGCCCCAGAGGUACUUGGUCCUGAGAAGUAUGACAAAUCCUGUGAUAUGUGGUCUCUUGGCGUCAUCAUGUAUAUUCUUUUGUGUGGGUUCCCGCCAUUCUAUUCAAACACUGGCCAAGCCAUCUCCCCAGGAAUGAAGAGAAGAAUUCGGAUGGGGCAGUAUGGAUUUCCAAAUCCUGAAUGGUCAGAAGUAUCUGACGAAGCUAAGCAUCUCAUUCGUCUAUUGCUGAAAACUGAUCCAACAGAGAGAAUGACCAUUUCUCAAUUUAUGAAUCACCCCUGGAUUAAUCAAUCCAUGGUGGUGCCACCAACCCCUCUUCACACUGCCCGAGUCCUGCAAGAAGAUAAAGAUCACUGGGAUGAAGUGAAGGAGGAAAUGACUAGUGCUUUGGCAACCAUGAGAGUGGACUAUGAUCAGGUAAAAAUUAAAGAUUUGAAAAUAUCCAACAACCGACUCCUCAACAAACGGCGUAAAAAACAAAAACAAGGAGGCACCUCAUCUGCAUCAGCUGGAUGUAACAACCAAUAAAGACAAGAGAGAAAUAAUUAGUUGAACCAAAAUCAUCUCACAAAGGAUGUAUAACUGAAACACGAAUGUGUGUGAUGAGCAAGAGGAUGCACUAUGGCGUCCAAGAUAAGAUGUACUAGAACUUUUUAUCUGGGCACACUGGGUCUUUUUCUAAGAAGAAUUUUGUUAAUCAUUCUAUUACAUUUUAGUAUACGUUACUUAAAGAGUUGCAACAAACCUUAGAAUGCCAGUGAAGUUUGUAUAAGUAAAUGUUUCUUGUGGUAAUGCGGGUUCAGUGCUUACAAAAGCACAGUCACAACAAGCAAUUCUAAAUCCCUUCUUUUCAUAUAAAAAAUUAGAGCAUCCAUCUGCUUAACUCUCCAGAUGAAUUCAUAAGGACAUAAAUGUGCUUAAUUUAGACUGGAUUAUGCUGAAUCCAUUCAAGAGAAAUAGAUUAAACCAUGCAUAAAGCGAAGGAGUAAAAAGAUCAGGUUAUUACAAGAAGCAAUCAGAAAGUUAUGAAAAAGUAAGUUUUUCAUAUAUUUUUGUUUGAUCUUCAUCAUUCAUUUCUGUUGUAUUUAAUGUUCUUAUCAGGUUAAUGCUCUUGUUUUAUACACUGUCCAUCUGUAUAAAGAAGCACUCCUUUUGAGUCUUUGGGAAAUAUUUACAAUUUAAGGCUUAAGGGAUUAUUAAAAGCUCACAAAUUCCUUACAUUCAGAUCAUAUAGGUAAAUAUAUAAGAACACUGUAGUUAGUCAUAUGUGGUGAUAGCACACAUUUCUUUCAAACACAGGAAAGUUGCACUAGCUUCCUGGUAGGAUCCAUCUAGCAAAACAGGUAUGAGUGCAAUCAUUACAUUUUAGGAUUUAGGUGUUCCAUUUCCUUGUUUACAUAUAAGCCAUUAUUUAUUUUUAUCACAGAUUUUUUUCAACCAACUGUUUACUUUUUGAAUUAACUAUCAAAGAUUAGCCUAUAGCAGUAAUCAACCAAAAUAUCACUGUUUACGCCAGCAUCCACAACUUUGCACAAAGAUUUUAGGUGAAAUCUCACACAAUACAGAAGGAAACUAUUCCCAGGUGAAACCAUAAUUCUUACUAAAAGAACUAUGAUAGGCAGAUGGCGUAGCUAGAGGACAUAUCUUUUACAUUCUUUUCCAGCAGUAGAGAGCUACAAGUGGUAUGGGGUUGACAUGGUGACCCCAUGGUGACCCUCACCAGAGAGGGCAGGGGCAGAAUCAUUACCAUCUCUCCCCUUUUUUCAUUUUUUCUUGUGUUGCUUUUUUUAAAAAAGGCAUAUUAAAGCAAUUGGGCCUACUUCACCUAUUUUAUUUAUAUCCAUUUUAUUUGGUUAUUUGUUAAUGAAUUUCCAUGAGAAUCUUGGGAAACUACUACUAGAAAACAAAUGGUUGGAGCUGCAGUUUCCCUGGGAUAGGAUAUCAGUUUGGCUAUUCUGUGAACUAGGUGAUAUAGCACUCACAUAUACUGUCCAUAUGUAAAAAGUUGAAAACAUAGGCACAUGCCAUGAGUGCUUCUAAAUUCAAAGAGGAAAUUUGCAAAUCUGACAUAUAUUUGAAUAUGUACGUUAUUACAGUUGUUUGUAUGUAUCAUACACAUUAUUUCUUAACAUGUUGUAGAUUAGGGUGGAUGUGAUAAAAAAAAUUAAGUCACUCAAGUAAUUCUUUUGGAUAUCAUUUUAGAGAGUUUAGAUAUUUCGGUAUGAUGACAAAUGCACAAAGAACAGCAACUGUGCCAAACACUAAAGGUCUGAAACUGAGGUGGAUUUUCACACAAUAUCUCAUAAUAACCUUGUUUUGUGAAACCUGCAUUAGAUGCCAACUAUCUUUAUUCAAACCAUUUCAUUGUCCAAACAUUUUCUUUGAAAAGGGAUAUUCCUAUGACAAUUCUCCACAAAUGCAAGUGCCUCUGGCUUUCUAGGGAGAAGGCUACAGCAGAUCCAUCCCUCUCUCUGCGCUUGCAUUUGUACUACAGUUUUUGAGAUACUAACAAAUAGCAGGUGUUUGUUUAUGUUACUUCUCAUUUCUAACGCUCACUACAGGAAAGAGAAAUCCUUGGAUGGCCUCCAUAUUUGUCAGAGGGCUCAAGGGGAAGAUGAAGUUUUCUCCCAAUUGUACUGUAAUGUGGAGAGAUGAUAAAUAUUUACAGAUGAAUUGUUUUAUUCCCUAUAUUCUCCAAGCUAAGUCUGCUGCGCAAGCCAGGAGAUCUGAGACAAAGGAAGAGAAUUUGUGGCUGUUAAACCAAAAAAUAUUGGGGACCUCUGUGUUAUAUCCUUAUUCCAGAAUUGCAGGGGUUAAUAUAAAUCUGCAAUGAAGUAAAUUUCUAUUAAUUACAUAGUGCCUCUCUUUGACUUGCAAACAGAUAUUAAAUUGAUGUUAAAAGCACUUCAGACUGUUUGUGAAAUAUUAACAUU